Molecule: messenger RNA, 5296 nt
Organism: Pygocentrus nattereri (red-bellied piranha)
Lineage: Eukaryota; Metazoa; Chordata; Actinopteri; Characiformes; Serrasalmidae
Gene: tbr1b
Product: T-box brain transcription factor 1b
Exons: 6
Coding region: 202-2343 (713 amino acids)
Biological process (GO): regulation of neuron projection development; cell fate specification; commitment of neuronal cell to specific neuron type in forebrain
Cellular component (GO): nucleus
Molecular function (GO): RNA polymerase II cis-regulatory region sequence-specific DNA binding; DNA-binding transcription factor activity, RNA polymerase II-specific
Source: RefSeq, a predicted model, not a curated record
UCUCUCGUGCGCGCGCAAAAAGCAGCUAGCUCAAAGCUGGCGCGCGCGCACGCGCGUCUUAAUUGCAAUUGCCAUUUGUGUGUGUGUGUGUGUGUGUGUGUGUGUGUGUGUGUGUGUGUGUGUGUGUGUGUGUGUGUGUGGGUCUGUGUUGUUUUCAUUUUUUUGGGGAAAAAAAAAAUUAUUGUUCACGUUUCUCGAGCCAUGCAGCUCGAGCAGUGCCUCUCACCGGCGCUUGCGCUUUCCGACAAGUGCUCGCACGUGGGCAGCGGCUGCCGCGCGAGCUCGCGAGGGUCCGAUCUCGCGCAUGCCAUGAUUACGCGCGCCGGCGACGGCGGCGACCUGGAGAGAAGGAGUUCACCUGUGAAAAAAAACUGCAGCGGGAUGACGAAUGAGUCCGAGGUGGACGCCUUCGCGGACUCUAAGGGCCCGGCAGGGGCCGCCCAGAGCGCCAAACUCUCUCCUGCCCUCGACGGCGCGCCCGACAUUCGCCACACCUUCGAUGGCUGCGCGGCAGAGCGCUGCCUCGCGCCUCCUCCGUCCAGCCACGCGCCACCGCCGCCGCCACCACCACCACCGCCGCCGCUCUCCGCGAGCCCUACGCCCAUGUUCCCGUACGCGAGCCAGCACGGCGCGGCGCACGCCGCCUUCUCCAUCGCCAGCCCGAGCCGCUACAUGGCGCACCACCCGGUGAUCGCCAACGGUGCCUACAACGGCCUGCUGAGCGGUGCGUCCCCGCAGGGCUACGCGGGCGCCGGCUACCCGUACGCGCAGCAGUACGGCCACGCGUACCAGGGCGCGCACUUCUACCAGUUCCCGUCCGCUCAGGCGGGUCUGGUCCCGGGCAAGGCGCAGGUGUACCUGUGCAACCGCGCGCUUUGGCUCAAAUUCCACCGACACCAGACCGAAAUGAUCAUCACCAAGCAGGGCCGGCGGAUGUUUCCUUUUCUGAGCUUUAACAUAUCAGGUCUGGACCCGACUGCCCACUACAAUAUUUUUGUGGAUGUGAUCCUGGCUGACCCGAACCACUGGCGCUUUCAGGGGGGGAAAUGGGUCCCGUGCGGCAAAGCGGACACCAAUGUGACAGGGAACAGAGUGUACAUGCACCCGGACUCUCCCAACACUGGAGCGCACUGGAUGCGGCAGGAGAUUUCAUUCGGAAAACUCAAACUAACCAACAACAAGGGAGCGACCAACAACACGGGACAGAUGGUGGUGCUACAGUCUCUGCAUAAGUACCAGCCCAGACUGCACGUGGUGCAGGUGAACGAAGACGGAACCGAGGACACGAGCCAACCGGGCCGCGUGCAAACCUUCACCUUUCCCGAGACCCAGUUCAUCGCGGUCACGGCCUACCAGAACACAGACAUCACACAGCUGAAAAUCGAUCAUAAUCCGUUUGCUAAAGGAUUCCGGGACAACUACGACACUGUCUACACAGGUUGCGACAUCGACCGGUUAACGCCGUCCCCGGGCGCGUCCCCGCGCUCGCAGCUCGUGCCCGGCGCCAGAUACGCGGUGGCGGGCUCCUUCCUGCAGGAGCAGUUCGUGGGCUCGUACGCGGCGGCCAAGUCGCGCUUCCACGCGGGCGCAGGCGGCGCUGCUGGCGCGGAUCGCGGCGUGCCACUCGCCAACAGCCUGUUGUCGCCGCAGCCAAGCGACGAAGCCGCGGUGGGCUCCCCGCAGCGCUGGUUCGUCGCCCCGGCCAACAACCACCGCCUGGACUUCGCCGCCGCCUCGGCGUACGACGCCGCGGCCGCCGCCGCCGCCGCUGAUCUGGCCGGCAACGCGGCCACGCUGCUGUCGUACGCGGCCGCCGGGGUCAAGCCGCUUCCGCUGGGCGCCGCGGCGGGCUGCUCCAACCGCGCUCUCGGCUACUACGGCGAGGCGCCUGCGUGGGGCGCGCGCACCCCGCCCCAGUACUGCGGCGGCGGCACGGCCGGCAUGGGCGCCACGUCAGUGGGCUCCACGGCGGGCACCGCCGCCAAGCCGGGCUCCGUGCUGUCGUGCUGGGGCAGAGCCGGCGCCUCCGGAUACCUGCUCGGGCUCGACGACAGUGACGGCGCGGCGGCGCCCGACAGGUCCCCCCUGGGCGCUACGGACGAGGCCAGCAAGGCCAAGGAGCUGUCCGAGGCCGCGUGGAUCGAACCGCCCUCCUCCAUCAAGUCCAUCGACUCGAGCGACUCGGGCAUCUUCGAGCAGGCCAAGCGCAGGAGGAUGUCACCUUCGGCCACGCCGCUGUCCGAGACGUCGUCGCCGUUAAAGGCCGAGAUCCUGGCGCCCAGGGAGUGCGAGAAAACUUGCCCCAAGGACAUGGGCUACUACAGCUUCUACCCUCACACCUAGGGCCCCUCUCUGAGGAGCCCCGCCAAUAUUUACCCGUCUACUCACAUUUUAACCUAGGCUCAUUAUUUAUUCUGUUUAUUUACGUGUCUAUCGUUUAUAUAUCUAGUUUUACCAACCUGUCCUUACUGUUUCCUGUAGACAUAAGGCUCGCGCUCUUUUUGAAUCCUUAUCAAAGGUUUAUAAAAAAGACCUCGUUGGCGUUGAUGGCCAUGUAACUAAAUAAUGUACAUACCUAUCUAGACAUCUCAUUAACAGUUGAUGGACAGCAUGGAAGAGAACAGAAAGACUAGAGUCGUUGUGCUCUUAGAGCCUGUUUCAAGCAGCCGUAAUGUUAGAGGAGAAGUUGGUGAAGCCCAGCGUGGUUUUUAAUCCCACACAAGACUGUACUGCGGCCCGACCACCAAACUUUGGCUAGUGAGUGGAGUAGAGAGCAAACGGACCAUUGCUCAGUAUUGCUGUUGCUUCGUAGCCUCGCCAUGUCUCUUUGGGAAAUCUAUUAGUCUGUAGUUUCAUUGUUGCUCUUAACGUUCAUCAUUUUGUAGGCUGUACUUUGUUGUAACGCUGUUGGUAGGCCAUUCAUCAGUAAAUAAGAGAGAAAAAAAUGCUAAAUAACUCUAAAGAUUGAAGGCCUUGGUGUUCUGAGGCCAGCAUUCACUGGUUUGUACAGGGCAGGCAUCAUUUUCCAUACACCCCUCCACUGUGUUACCAUCAAUGACGUUUUUGUGAUUUAAUGGGCGUUUUGUUCCACAUACCAGCAUCAAGUCCAUUAGGCCUGCUGAAAAGCUGAUGUAAUUGUGGUGUGCUUCUUUGCAAUAAAUAUGAAGAGAAUAUGAACCUCUUGACAAAAUACCCUGCAGGAGACUUCAAAUCAAGGUUUCCUAUGUGUUCAAAUCAACUGUAGGUCAUUUAUUUGAACAGUUCGUCCAAAUUGACGUCAGUAUGUCGUCCAUCCUGAGACAUAUUUGGUCAGCCACGUUUUUUCAUGUAGGAAUUCAGUGUUACGGGUUGUAAGAAACUCACGUAUGUUACAGAUGAGGCAGGCAGAUUAAGGCCUGUUGGAGGCCUGCAGUUUCACCUGCACUGAUGCUGGAUCAUCUGCACAGUUGAGCUUUUGUGUUCUGAUGAUUUUCCUCUGGGAUUGAUUCAUGCACCUGUAUAGCAGCUCUGCUGUGCCUCUGUAGGCCUAUUAAGGACGUGCAAGUCUCACCGUCACAGUCACACUCUUCGAGAAGAUGGAGCAAAAGGAAGCGCAUUUCGUUUCUGUGGGCUGGUUUACAGUAAUGAUGUUGCUCAGGUCGUUUUAUAACCUCGUUUGAGAAGUUCAUCUGAUUAGAUUCAUUAAAUAAUUAGACUUAAGAUACAUUCAUCGAGUGAACAGUAAACUAUUAUUAACAAUAGGCUAUAUUUCAUGGCAGACCUGUAGGCAACAACGGUCUGUCCGUCUCUAAUGUGGCCUGUGAGGGCGGCAGUGGUGCUGUAAUCAUAGCAGUCUGAUUGGAACUAAACUCUGUGCGGCUAAAUGCGUUGGUUAUGCUAUCAGUCAGGCGUGCUUUGGUUUUCGUGCUGUGGUCAUCAAAUGUGCUCAGUUUUUACUGCGGACAGCCCUUGUGGCAGCAUGCUGUGUAGUGGCGAGGCUUUACGAUGCUGCCACCCUGUGGCAGAACAAUGUGGUGUCUUAAUGGAUUUGGCAAAACCUCCACCGACAAUCCGCUUCACAGAGAUAAUAAGGCUAGUUACUGAUAUUUUGAAGAAGAGUUUCAGAGUCUGGCGUCUGCCAGUAAUCGUUUUCAUCGCGCUCUUCAGAGGAACGUUCAUAAGAAUCCAACCUCGAUUGCUUGAGCUUUACAUCGUAGCCACCAGAGGGCGACAGCAUCGUUUCUUUCAGAGCAAGAGCUCCAGAUGUAGCCUACUGAGCUUCAUAUGUAGCCCACUGUCUCAAAGGCUAAGACUGGAGUCUGUCCACUCUACAGCCUAAUGUCCUAAUGCUGAAUACAAGGCAUUAGUCCGGCCAGCAUUUUCAGUGAUCCAAUAGUGCACAGUGAUCCAAAUAUAGGCAAACUGAUAUCAUAACUGACCAAAGGAAAACAUGUCCACCUCCAAACUAGCAACUAAGGUAAAACCGUGUUUAACUUUUAAGGUGAGUCAAAGUAAAGAGGUCUUUAUUCCAAAUGAUAGAGCACUUGUGUUGGUCCAUUCAUCAUGAAAUUUUCACACAAUGUAAAGGAUGGCUGCUGAUGCAGAAAAAUAAAAAUGAACAAAAAUGGAGACUUUUUUUUUAACAGGGAUGAUAUACGUAAACAUAUCUCCAUCUCCGUUUAAGAAUACCAUAUCAAGCAAUAGCUAAACUUGGUCCCUGAGACAUUAGAUGGAACAAACAGUGAACAAAAAUAUACUUCAGCCCUUACAUUCAUUAGUUUAUAUCUGAAAGGCAUAAUUUAAUCCAUUAAAUCGGACUUCAGUGGAUGAUUACAGUUUUCUCUGACCACUGAAAAGUCUCCUUAUUACACCAUUACUGUCAGUUGUUGAGCACUGUGUUGUCCUGACGUUGGUUGAGAUUUUCAUUAAACAUUGAAUAAAAGUGAUGGAAAUAGGCCAGAGUAGCUAGGGGCACUACUACAUCCAUCUAAGACAUCUCCCUCAGAGUGAGCUAAAUGUUUCUCCUCAAAAAACUUUUUUUCAGAGAUUUUUUUGAGCUUUGAUAAGGGUAUGAAAUGACCACCCAUAGGCUUCCACAGUGCACAGACGUACCUCUAAUUUUGUGUUCAAAGUGAUCCUGUACAGUUGCAUGCCAACAACAGUUCAACAUCACAUCCUUGGGCUAUUGUGUGAAUUAUAAAAGGGUUUUUAAUGUUUUCAUUUUCAUAAAAAAAAAAAAAAAUUACUUAUUAUCCUAAUAGCUGCUGUUCUAGCUGCACUUGCUUCAGUUAGUUGUGUUCCUAUACUGAAGAGGAAG